This is a messenger RNA of Nannochloropsis gaditana CCMP526, 547 nucleotides long. RefSeq lists its product as uncharacterized. The transcript has 2 exons. Bases 77 to 547 code for a protein of 156 amino acids. The record is from RefSeq and is a predicted model, not a curated record.
GGGGGGGAGGGCAGCCGGGGAAAGCCUGUCCACAUAUGUGGUUGCGGUGAAGCAAGACAUCUACACCUAUACAUUGAUGGAAAGGGAAGGAGGGGAGGGAAACCGGUACCAUCUUGCACCCGGGGCUCCCCUUCGCCCGUUCGCAUCCCCCUCUCCUCCCUCCCCUAGCCUUCAGGAGGGGGAGGACCUGAGGGAGGACGGGGCGGAGGACGGGGCGGAGGAAGACGACGAGUCCAACAGCAUCGUGGGCGUGACCCUGACGGAGGAUGGGACUGUGGUGGUUGCCGCCAAGGGAGGGAACGUUACCGCCCUGCGUCAUAACCCUUCCCUUGCCGCCUCUACGCCCACGGCCCAAGCCGGGGAGAGCGCUCUGCGCCCGGUGGCCUACUUCCCUCUCUCCCGCGUGGUCGCCUCCUCCGCCCCCAUCCACAUUUCCAACUCCUUGGCCGUGCACGGGCAGGUGAGGACUCCCUUCUUUUUCUUUGCCUCUUUUUUUCGCGCCAAAAAAGCGUGGAUUGGGAAGUUCGCACCCAGCGGCUUGCUCUGA